CGGCGUAUGGGCGGGGCCUCAGGAGGCGCAAAGGCUUCUCUGCGGGAAGUUCCUGCCGGUGUGGCGGGAGUCGGGGCUAUGGACGCGCCGCAGGAGAAAGAAGCGCAGGUUGCUGCGUGGUUGAAAAAAAUAUUUGGAGAUCAACCCAUUCCACAGUAUGAGGUGAACCCGCGGACCACAGAGAUUUUACAUCACCUUUCAGAACGCAACAGGGAGCGGGACAGGGACGUCUGCCUGGUAAUAGAGGACUUGAAACAGAAAGCAAGCGAGUAUGAGUCAGAAGCCAAGCAUCUUCAAGACCUUCUCAUGGAAAGUGUGAAUUUUUCCCCUGCCAAUCUGUCUAGCACUGGUUCCAGGUAUCUGAAUGCUUUGGUUGACAGUGCAGUGGCCUUUGAAACAAAGGAUACCUCACUCACUAGCUUUAUCCCUGCAGUGAAUGAUUUGACUUCUGAUCUUUUCCAUACCAAAUCCAAAAAUGAAGAAAUCAAGUUAGAACUGGAAAAACUUGACAAAAACCUAACUGCAACUCUGGUAUUAGAAAAAUGUCUACGAGAAGAUCUCAAGAAAGCAGAGCUGCAUCUGUCUACAGAAAGGGCCAAAGUCGACAAUCGUCUUCAGAACAUGGACUUCCUCAAAGCAAAGUCAGAGGAGUUCAGAUUUGGAAUCAGAACUGCAGAGGAGCAACUUUCAUCUAGAGGCAUGGAUGCUUCUCUGUCUCAUCAGUCACUAGUAGCUCUGUCAGAGAAACUAGCAGAGCUAAAACGACAGACUAUACCUUUGAAGAAAAAAUUGGAGUCCUAUUUAGACUUAAUGCCGAAUCCAUCUCUUGCUCAAGUGAAAAUUGAAGAGGCAAAGCGAGAAUUAGAUGCCCUUGAAGCUGAACUUACAAAGAAAGUAAACAUGAUGGAACUGUGACCAGAACCAAAUAAACAUGUCUUCCUAACAAAGAUUCUGAGACCAUGAUAGAAAUAAAUCUGAACACAUCUAUUGGAGGAUGAGAAACCGUGAGCCAGAAACCAGUCAUUCCAACUGAGCCCUGCCCCCAGACCCCAAGACCAACUAGGCUGCCAGCUGCCAGAUGUGUGAAUGAGGCUUCUUAGACUGUCGAGCCCCAGCUGACCUAUAAGCAAACUGCAGUGAUCAGCCAUCCUGACCAAAAGAGAAGCACCACUGCUUUGGAACAUUAAUUAUGUUUGUAAAAUUCCUUCUGUAACAGCACCUGAUGUG
Molecule: messenger RNA, 1227 nt
Organism: Tupaia belangeri chinensis (Chinese tree shrew)
Lineage: Eukaryota; Metazoa; Chordata; Mammalia; Scandentia; Tupaiidae
Gene: HAUS1
Product: HAUS augmin like complex subunit 1
Exons: 10
Coding region: 7-915 (302 amino acids)
Biological process (GO): centrosome cycle; spindle assembly
Cellular component (GO): cytosol; HAUS complex
Source: RefSeq, a predicted model, not a curated record